AUGCCACACAUCGAUGAGCCUGUCUCAACAGAGGCGAAGGAGCUCUGGCGCCCCUCGUCUCCGGAGAAGACGCAGAUCUACGAUUUCAUGACCAAGGUGAACAAGAAACAUGGCCUGUCUAUGAAUGCUUACGAUUCUCUCUGGAAAUGGAGUGUUUCAGAGCCGGCCAAGUUUUGGGAGGAGAUUUGGCACUAUACCAAUAUCAUAGCCCAUGAGCCAUAUACACAGGUCCUUGAAUCAGAUAAGGUGCUAUUCCCUCGACCGGCAUUCUUCGAAGGGAGCACUCUGAAUUUCGCCGAGAAUCUCCUUUACCCGGCCUGUGCGCCGGAUGAGAAUUCUAUUGCCGUGAUUGGCGCCACAGAGGCCGAUCGCGAGUUUGUCUCAUGGAAGGAGCUGCGAGAACGUGUUCGCAAAUGCGCCAACGCCCUGAAAGAAGCAGGUCUCGAAACUGGUGACCGCGUGGCGGGCUUUGUCGGCAACCACGCCAACACUGUGGUGGCGAUGUUAGCUGCGGCAUCCAUCGGCGCUUUCUGGACUGGAGUGUCGCCGGAUACUGGUGUUCACGCGGUUCUCGAGCGCCUCAAGCAGAUCGAGCCAAAAAUUCUCUUUGCCGACAAUGCCUCACUUUACAAUGGCAAGGUUCAUGGCUCGCAUGCCAAAGUGCGCGAGAUCGUGAGUGAGCUGCCCAACUUGGAGCUUUUGGUUGUGUUUGAGACUGCCAAGUCCCUUGAUGUCCAUCUUGAGGAAAUUCGCCCGGCAAAUGGAAAGGUUAUCACCUACGAAGGCUUCCAGACUGCCGUUCGCGACCAAGCUGCACCCUUGAAGUUUGCAAGCUUGAGCCCCGAGCACCCGGUCUAUAUCUUGUACUCUUCAGGAACCACGGGAGCGCCGAAACCCAUUGUUCAUGGAUCAUUGGGUACAUUGUUGCAGCAUAAAAAGGAGCAUCUUCUUCACUGUGAGAUUCGGCCUGGUGAUCGCCUGUUCUACUUCACGACCACAACCUGGAUGAUGUGGCACUGGCUGGUGUCCGGCCUGGCCAGUGGUGCUACCAUUGUCUUGUAUGAUGGCUCACCAUUCCGACCUUUCGAUGUUGAAGGGGGCAACGGAGAGAUGGCCAUGCCGCGACUCAUCGAUGAGCUUCAGAUCACCCACUUCGGUACCUCCGCCAAGUAUCUCUCCAUGUUGGAGCAAGCGGCGCUCAACCCUCGCAAGCAUGCGCACCGGCCGGUGUCUCUCAAGACUUUGAGGGCUAUUUUCAGCACGGGCUCUCCGUUAGCUCCUUCGACUUUCGAGUACAUCUAUUCCUCCAUUCAUCCCGAUAUUAUGUUGGGAUCCAUCACUGGUGGUACAGAUAUUUUGUCUCUAUUCUGUUCGGGCUGCCCAAUCUUGCCCGUCUACAAGGGCGAGAUUCAGUGCCGCUCUCUGGGAAUGGCUGUCUCUGUUUUCGACUACGCCGGUAACGACGUCAGCGCCUCUGGCGAACCCGGAGACCUUGUUUGCACCACUCCCUUCCCAGCACAGCCGGUCAUGUUCUGGCCACCUGGUCCCACAGGUCUGGAGAAAUACCGGAAGAGCUAUUUCGACGUAUUCGGUCCUUCAAUCUGGCACCAUGGAGACUUUGUCCGUUUGAACCCCGAGACGGGGGGUGUGGUCAUGCUGGGCCGCAGUGACGGUGUGCUCAAGCCAUCCGGUGUGCGCUUCGGAAGCGCCGAGAUUUACAAUGUCCUGCUAAAACAUUUUGCUGAUGAGAUUGAGGACUCGCUAUGUGUUGGACGGAGGCGAGAGGGCAUCGACACCGAUGAGACGGUGGUCCUCUUCAUGAAGCUUGCACCGGGUACUUCUUCCAGCGUGUCUGACCUCUCGAAACGCAUUCAGGCCAUCAUCCGCAAAGAGUUGAGUCCUCGCCAUGUGCCUGGCAUCAUUGACGCCUGUCCGGAAAUUCCCGUUACUUCCAAUGGCAAGAAGGUCGAGAAUGCGGUCAAGCAGAUCUUGUGUGGACUCAACAUCAAAAUCGGUGCAAGCGUUGCCAAUGCUACAUGUCUUGAUUGGUAUCGCAACUGGGCUUCGGAGCAUCCUUGA
Molecule: messenger RNA, 2079 nt
Organism: Penicillium cinerascens
Lineage: Eukaryota; Fungi; Ascomycota; Eurotiomycetes; Eurotiales; Aspergillaceae
Product: acetoacetate--CoA ligase family protein
Exons: 2
Coding region: 1-2079 (692 amino acids)
Biological process (GO): lipid metabolic process
Cellular component (GO): cytosol
Molecular function (GO): acetoacetate-CoA ligase activity
Source: RefSeq, a predicted model, not a curated record